Messenger RNA from Microdochium trichocladiopsis, 849 nucleotides. Its product is annotated as CYTH-like domain-containing protein. Gene Ontology annotation, cellular component: mRNA capping enzyme complex. Gene Ontology annotation, molecular function: polynucleotide 5'-phosphatase activity. NCBI's taxonomy places the organism in Eukaryota, Fungi, Ascomycota, Sordariomycetes, Xylariales, Microdochiaceae. The coding region runs from base 1 to 849 and encodes 282 amino acids. The record is from RefSeq and is a predicted model, not a curated record. The transcript has 2 exons. Gene Ontology annotation, biological process: 7-methylguanosine mRNA capping; polynucleotide 5' dephosphorylation.
AUGACAAACGACGACGACGACAAGAACCAGACGCUGCUCCAGCUUCGUGAGACCUACGGUGCUUCCGUUGCGACGCAGCUUGCGAGAAUAGUCCAUGACCAAAACCAGCAGGAGCACCACAGGCUCCUCUCGUUCAUUACGAGCCUCGAAUGUUUGCAACCAAAAGGCCUGCGGCUCAUCCGCAAAUCCAUCAAUUGUCUGCUGGAGCGGCAAUACGUUGCCCUGUCGUAUAACUGGCUGGCUUCGGAGAAUGAGAGUCCCGCUUCGGGUCGAUACCAGGUACCAGGCUGGGAUGGAUACACCCGGCGGAAGGAGAUCGACUCCUCUUAUGAUUUGCCACCAGAUUUACACCCGCGACUUCCCUUUGCGCUGCGGAAACUGCUGGAAGGAAGCAAGCUGCCCAGAGUGCGCAUCAGCCGCGACGACAAGGGCAACGUGCUCGCCAAGAUUGCCAAGGCCCGCCUGGCAGAUUGGCAAAUCUGGAUGCCGAACACUCCCUUGGACGCUCGCAUCAGCGUCAACCUGGAAUGGGAGUGGGAUGGCCCGGUCGAAGAGAUUGAGGCCAACCACUUGCCGAACCGCGACAAGGCGCCCAACCGGAACAAGAACCGACUUAGCUACACGCACGGCUUCUACCAGGUGGAUCUGACACAAGUCACGUACACCACACCCGGAAGGGCAUCCGCCAAGGAGCACGAGAUCGAGGUCGAAUUCGAUGGGAAUAUCCUCGUCGAGCAUGGUCGGCGCGAAAUGGCCAAGCAGCCGAUCCGGUACAUCGACCUCAUCGACGGUCUGCUCGACUCUGUGAGAGCCCUGGCGAGGCAAUGCCCUCACCCUCACUCUGGAUAG